This is a messenger RNA of Paramecium octaurelia, 2549 nucleotides long. The record is from the annotation of a GenBank genome assembly. Lineage: Eukaryota; Ciliophora; Oligohymenophorea; Peniculida; Parameciidae.
UCUAUGUAAAUUCAGUCAUUCGAUGAAUUGGCGACGGAGAAGGAACUCAAAUUAUUUGGAAAGACCACAGCAUAGAAAUUCUAACGUCUUAAGAUUAUCAUCAUCGGAUUGUCAAGCGUAAUUAAUAACUACAAUCCUAGCUUGGAUUAGAGAUUGCCAAACAUAUUUCUACACAACAACCUGAAUUGAUUACACUUUGCGAUUAACAAUCACAAAGACUGAAAUAAUGUGAAUAGCUUCUAAAAAUAAACAACGUAACAUAAAUAGAAACUUUGGAGAUGUCUUACAAGGACAAUGAAAUUCUGUAAAAAGUAGACAAACAUGAUUUAACAAUAAUUUGUGAUAUUUAAUCCCUGAAUUUUGCAAUAUCAGUUAGUGAGCACUUACGUUAAAAUUCAUCUAAAAAUUAAAAGUAUAAUAAGGGAGUGAUUUGGACAUGUACUUUUGGAUUUAUUUGUCUUAAGUUUUCAGAUUUUGGUUAAGGAUUUAAAGUGUUUGAUAGAGAUGGAGUCUAGCCAUUUCCAUAUCAUAUCACCAACAUCACUAAUUCAAAUCCAGGUAUAGUAAAAAUCCAUGAAUCCAUUCCUCACAAUUACAAGACUGGCGAUUUUGUAAGAAUCAGUAAUGUUGAAGGUAUGACCUAAGUAAAUGGGCCUGAAGCACGUCCAAUCAAAGUAAUGUCACCAACCGAAUUUUCUAUUGAAUACACUCAGCAUUACAAUAAGUAUUUGGCAGGCGGAUUAGUUUAAUUGACUAAAGUACCUUUCAAGUAUCACUUCCAAAAAUUGUCCGAAAGCAUAUACAAACCUAACACACUUAAAACUAAUGAGGAUAAGGUUGUGUACAGUACUGUCAUUGCCAAUUUGUAACUUUUAGAUUAGACUACUAAACCAUAGAAUGAAUAGGAGAUCAUCAAUAUCGCUUUGGCCAUCUAUAAAACCUUUGAUUUAGAUCAAUUUGAUGUGUAAUUGUGUUAAAAAACAAUCAAAUUCAUGUAGACAACAAAAUAUCCAGUCAUCAGUCUUUGGGCAGGCUAUUGCAGUUUGGAAGUAGUCAAAUUCACAGGGAAAUUCACUCCAUAAGAAUGCUCUUUCAUUUAAUUUGUUAGUGAUAUCGACAGUGAUGACUAGUAAAUUAAAGUCAAAUUGCAAUCACUGAAUGCCUUGGUUAUAGGAAGUGGAGGAACUGGAUGCGAGGUAGUUAGACUCUUUUCUUUGAUGGAGUGUUGCACUCAGCCAAAUUCAAAACUCACUAUAUUAGAUGAUGAUAUUGUUCGUAAAUACACUUUAGGAACUCAUUAUUGGUUUAAGUAAAUUAGUCAAUAAUAAUAAUAAUAGUUAAUAAACUCUUGGAAAGGCAAAGGCUGAUGUCGCUUAAGAAUAAGCAUAGUUCCUCUGUAAUACUAUGAACAUUGAAGUCGAUAGAAGCAAAUUCAGUGAGAAAUCCGAGAUCAUCGUUAAAUAGCAUGAUAUCAUCUUUUCUGCCAUCAAUAAUCAAACAUCAAGAUUGCUCAUCCAAUAGUAAGCUUAGAAACACAAUAAGAUUUUAUUUGAUCAAAUUCUAAAUGGAUUAAAGGCCUAUACUUAAUUUGGAAAACCAAAUUAAUAAUUACAAAUCUAAGAGACCCUUAAGAAUGUAUACAAUGUAGAUUAGGACACUUACAAGAAAUUCCCUUAUCUUCCAAUUCAUUGUGUCUUAUGGGCUAAGGAAGUCUUUGACAACAGCUUUGUAGGUUUUGUUACUGACUUCUAAAAGUUCCUAUAGGAUCGAAAUGGAUACCUUUAAAAUUUCGACGAACCUGAUGUGUAUUAUAUUGUAUUAGUAUUCAUAGGGUUGAUAACUAUCAUAUUAGAGCUCACGUAAUUAAUAGAAUAUCCAAACCAGGAUUCAAUUUGACUCUAGACAAAAUACUCAGCUUAUCAAAGGAAUUAUAUGAAUUCCACUUCGAGUUCAAGAUCAAUGAGUUAUUGAAGAAAUAUCCUACAGAUGCCUUGGAAUGUGUAUGGACUGGGUAUAAGAAGAUUCCUUAACCAAUCAAAUUCGAUUCCAAUAAUAUGGAUCAUGUUGCCUAUAUAUAAAUAACUACUCUUUUGAUAUCAAAAUUAUUCAACAUUAGUGCAAGUGCUGUAUUCAAAUAAGAAUAUGUUAUUGAUAAAUUAUAGCAAAUGACAGAGAAUUACUGGAAUCUAACUAAUCCAUUAGUUCCAACUCCAGUCGAGUAUUCAUCCUAAAAUAAACCAUAAUUCUUAAAUUUUGAUGAUGAUCAAGUUCGAGGGUUGUAUGUGAGAUGCAUUCAUUCAUUAACAAAUUUAAGAUGCAAAAAUUACAAUCUCCAACCAAUUCCCUUAUACAAAGUUCAAAAAUACGCUCUAGAAAUGCAUAGAAGCAAUCCAAUAAUGCAUUCAAUUAUAGUGGGUUGGAUGGGCAUUGAAUUAAACAAAUAUCUUUAUGUAAUUGAUAUAAUAUAAUGUUUAGGGUAAUUGCAAACAAAGAAAUAUGCACAUAGAUAUCAAUAAUAAUAUUUUAGAAUUCAUUUGAGAAUUACACAG